Cydia strobilella is the source of this 2940-nucleotide messenger RNA. It is a transcript of the gene mtDNA-helicase, whose product is annotated as mitochondrial DNA helicase. The transcript is spliced from 9 exons. Gene Ontology annotation, biological process: mitochondrial DNA replication. The record is from RefSeq and is a predicted model, not a curated record. Gene Ontology annotation, molecular function: single-stranded DNA binding; ATP hydrolysis activity; 5'-3' DNA helicase activity. Gene Ontology annotation, cellular component: mitochondrion. Bases 73 to 2040 code for a protein of 655 amino acids. NCBI's taxonomy places the organism in Eukaryota, Metazoa, Arthropoda, Insecta, Lepidoptera, Tortricidae.
GUUUAGAAUGUUUUGAUCAAUGCGAUUUAUUCGUUUUACAAAGUAAAUCUUUACUAGUAGUUAAACUUUAAAAUGUUGAAUUCUCGUAGGAUAAUAAAUUACUGUUAUUCAAAAUCCAUAUUAAAUGCCAUUAAUAAUUCUCAUGGAAAACGUAAAUUUCAUAGUGUCGAGUUAAAUGAUAUUCCCAAGAUAACCGUGACAGAUAUUCGAAAGUUAUUGAGGCAAAAAGGGUUUCCUGUACAAGACGGCUUCACGUCUCUAAUAACUAAAUGUACAGUAUGUGCCGGGCAGAGUACGUGUGGCGAGAGUAAAGUAUACAUUAACAAGACCACUGGAUAUUUUUUAUGCCCCGCGUGCAACGUGCACGGCAACUGGAGCGUGCUCGAGAAGCACGUGCGGAAGUGUAAGACGGCCCAGGCCACGCGGGAGCACAUUGACCGGUGCCUGCAACAGAAUGCUCGUUUCCAGGAGGAUUGGCUACAACGCGUUAGUAAAACGACGUCUUUAGCUGACCUGACCGUACCACAACUAGAGGACUUAUCCAACUUGUUUGAAUUUACUACAUGUUUAACAAACUGCAAUGCCGGCAAGGUUUUGUCAAACAUCAGAGUGUCCGAUGACCGGACUACACUGUAUUUUCCUUUAAAAAACUCUAUGGACAAUGUUGUGGGUUAUCGUAAAAUGCAGGCGGGCAAGGAGGAGGAAGAUGAAAUUCAUGGCUUAGCUUCUGCUGGCCUGUUCUGGUGCAGACCUACUAAAGUGAGCCGCGGUGAUCAAGCAGUAAUAGUUACUAGCAUUAAUGACAUCUUGCAUUUAUCUGCUCAAAAGGUGCCAGGCACACAUAUAUGGUUGAACAGCGGUAGCCUGCCUCCAACAUUGCUUCCAGCCCUUGAAGGCUACCAAAAGCUGUGUCUUUGGGGAGAUUGGGAGAACAUGCGGGACAUUGCUACCAAGUUAGGUGAAGACAGGUGCUGUUUUGUAAGGCCGACAGACGGGCUCGUGACCGCGUCGGAGGCGGCGCGGGCGCAACUGUCGCUGCGCGCGCUGGUGGCUGACGCCAAACCCGCAGCGCACCGCGCCAUCACCACCUUCGCCGCGCUCCGGGACGAUGUCUAUGCCGAGCUCUCCAACAUCGACAAGGUGCGGGGUGUGAAGUGGCGGCGAUUUCCGGCGCUGACGCGGCUGCUGGGCGGGCACAGGCGCGGCGAGCUCACCGUGCUCACCGGCCCCACGGGCUGCGGCAAGACCACGCUCUGCGCGGAGAUGUCGCUCGAUCUCGCGCAGCAGGGGGUGACAACAUUGUGGGGCAGCUUCGAGAUCCGCAACUCGCGGCUGGCGCGCACCAUGCUGCAGCAGUUCGCGGGCGUGCCGCUUGAGCACAACCUCGACCGCUUCACCGCCUUCGCUGACGACUUCCAGAAACUGCCCAUUUACUACCUGGCCUUCCACGGCCAGCAGCCCAUCAAGGUUGUUAUGGAGGCAGUGGAGCACGCGCGCUAUAUGCACGACAUCAGCCACGUGGUGGUGGACAACGUGCAGUUCAUGCUGGGCCUGGGCGAGCCUGAGGGCGACCGCUACGCGCGCCAGGACGCCGUCGUGGCCGCCUUUCGCACCUUCGCCACCGCGCGACACACGCACGUCACGCUCGUUAUGCAUCCCAGAAAGGAACGGGAAUCGGAUGAUCUUUCUACUAGUUCAAUAUUUGGUAGCGCCAAGGCGUCUCAAGAGGCAGACAAUGUUCUUAUUAUUCAGGACAAACGUUUAACAACAGUGCGCGGCAAAAAAUACCUCCAAGUCGCAAAAAAUCGGUACAGCGGCGACCUUGGCAUCGUACCGUUGGAGUUCGACAAGGACGCGCUCAGCUACCAGGCCAAGAAGAAGAGCAAGGCUAAGUCGGACGAGCCCGACGCACUGCUCCAGCAGUGCUUCGACGAGUUAGCGGUGGAGCCGCGAGGCGGAGCGGCCCGCCCCCGCUCCGCUCGCCCUCGGCCCGGCGAUUCCUACUUGAGCGACAUUCUUAACCUCAAUAGGACACGAUAGCGAUCUGACUGUGGGGUCGUCUAGGUGCCAGUGCCAGGUGACGAGGCAAUCAUAAUCACAUGCGUGCAUUGCGCGAAGAGUUAAAUUAUUCCUGAAUGAAUUCUUCAUUCUUAUGUAGUCACAUUCAUUUUAUCAAAUUAUAAAUGUACCUAAGUAUAUCGAUAAUCAAAAUAAUUAACGAUGGCACGGAUGGCACAUGAACCAUGAACUAAGUAAUAGGCUUUUUUUAUAUGUGAGCGAAGUGUGCGUUUCGUUAUCGGUCUUGUAGGUUUACAGUUCUAUGAUAUAAAACUAUAAGUGUCAUUUACUCCACACCACGUAAUACAGUAUAAAAACACACACCACACACACACAAUUUUUUUUGCCGAAUUUGACCAAAAGUCAUGAUAACAUUUUUUGCUCCUUAUUACCUCAGAAAUGCGUGGUUAAAAUCUGUCGGGUUACUCGAGCCCACGAUGUAUGUAUAGGUAGCUUAUACGGUAAAUUAUCAAGAUGAAGGUAAAAGAUUGAGUGUAAAGGGGUACACCUACACCAGUAAAAAUUGUGAAUCUUUUAAAAUACAAGUUUUAUUGACAAAAUAUAAUGAUGCUUAAAAUAAUCUAAAUGUUAUUAAGUCCUUAUUCCUAUAAACGAGCGUAUUUUGCAAAAUGCCUCCUUUUUCAUUCAACAUUACGACGUAACUAUUAGUAUUUAUCAAAGAUAGAUAUAACUCCGUAAUAGAUGGAUACAGUCUAAGGAAAAACCGUGCCUCGAAAAUCAAGAAAAUUUGAUUUUCGUUCAGAGGGCGCUACUAGUUUUGGCCUACAGUCGUAUAGAUGGCGUUGACGGUUUCGUUUGUUAUUUAACAAUUUUAACGCAUAUCAGUGAAAAAACAUGGGUCAAAAUCAUAAAAAUAAUUAA